Molecule: messenger RNA, 2821 nt
Organism: Tachysurus vachellii
Lineage: Eukaryota; Metazoa; Chordata; Actinopteri; Siluriformes; Bagridae
Gene: lcmt2
Product: leucine carboxyl methyltransferase 2
Exons: 14
Coding region: 75-2141 (688 amino acids)
Biological process (GO): tRNA methylation; wybutosine biosynthetic process
Molecular function (GO): tRNA methyltransferase activity; protein binding
Source: RefSeq, a predicted model, not a curated record
GGUUCUUCCUAUAUUCUAACAGUACAGUAUGUCAUCAGUAACACGUUGAAUCAUUGGGAAUUAGGUUUAACGACAUGCCCGUGAUCAACAGCAAGAAGAAAAAGCAAGGGGAAGAUGCAGCGGUGCAGGGCACUAAUGACAGCAGUGUGGUCAGUAAGGUGUCAGCUGCGGCUCAAGGCUACUUCCAUGAUGACUUUCUCAGACAUUUUGUGGGCAAGGUGGCACGAAGAGCUCCUCUUAUCAACAGGGGGUAUUAUAUUCGUUGGAAAGCUGUCGAUCACUGUGUGAAACGGUUUCUGUGCGUUACUGAUGCCUGUGAUAGGAGACAGAUCCUGACUUUGGGUGCAGGCUUUGACUCCCUUUAUUUCCGGCUACGGUCAGAAGGUGCGGUGGAACGAGUUAGUGUAUUUGAGGUUGACUUCCCUGAUGUUGCCAGACGCAAGGCGGCCUUGAUCAGCAGCAAUCAUAUUCUAAAAGAUGCUCUUCCAGAUUACAGUGUUUUAGCUGGCCCUGUGCACGUGAACAGUGCUCAGUACAAGCUGCUCGGCGUGGAUGUGAGGAACGAGAGAGAGGCGGAGGACGUUCUGAUUGCAGCCGGACUGCAGUGGAACUGCCCUACACUUAUUCUCUCAGAGGUGGUGCUCACUUAUAUGGAAACAUGCUGGUCAGAUGCUGUGAUUGCCUGGGCAGCUAGGAUUUUUCCCCAGGCUUUGUUUGUGAUGUAUGAACAGAUCCGACCUGAGGAUCCCUUUGGCACUGUCAUGCAAAACCACUUCCUGAAGCUUAACUCCAAAAUCCAUGCCCUCUGCCAGUACCCAGACACGGCAGCACAGACUGAGAGGCUGUUACAAAAGGGCUGGGAGAAAUGUGUAUGCUUGGAUAUGAACCAGUUUUACUUCGGUUUUCUAACAGAGGACGAGAGGCUCAAGGUGGAGAAGUUAGAACCGUUUGAUGAAUUUGAGGAAUGGCAUCAAAAGUGCUCUCAUUACUUCGUCCUCACCGCCUCCAAAGGCUCUCUGACCAGUCAAGCAAUUCUCACACUCCCUACAGAUACCCCCGUUCCUUUACUCAAACUUGAUCUGGAGGGUUUUCCUGUGACAGUGCGGCUCAUUGCUGAAGCACCACAUGUAGAGGCUGUGGGAAUGGCCUCCUGCCUGCUGGAGCCUGGGGUUGUGCUGCUCACCGGGGGCUGUGGAAGACGAGGCCGAAACACUGCAGCCACGCUUUUGAUUAAAGACAGCACAGCCUGGAGAUAUGCUACUGUUGAGCCAAAGGGACAGAAAGGUAUACGGAUUUAUCACUCCAUGACCUCAGUCCCUGGUUGGGGUGCAGUAAUUCUAGGUGGCAGAACUUCUCCACUUAACCCCAUUGAUGCCAUUCUGAAAGUUACCUAUCUGACUGACCAGUUUAACUCCAAAAAUACACUGGUAUCUAUGGAGAAGAUGGUGUGUAAAGGCACAGCCCCAAAGCCAAGAUGGCGGCAUACAUCUACCUUGCUGAGUCAUGAGGACAGGAACUACUUGUUUGUUUUCGGAGGUCGUACAGAAAGGGAACCGGUCCUAGGUGAUGCACACUUCCUGUGUUUGGAGGACCAGAACUGGACGAAUAUCCCACUUGAAGGCUGCAUCCCCGAACCACGUCACUCUCACACUGCUUGUGCCUAUAGACAAGGUCUGGUAAUCUUUGGAGGCUUGGGCCGGGGAGGAGUCCCUUUAGGAGACGUCAUCCUGCUGAAGCCCAAUUCCACAGGCUUCUGCUGGGAGAAUUUGCAUAUCUGUCCAGCCUUGGUACCAAGGUAUUCCCAUUCCUCCCAUGUGAUUGGUGAGAAUCUGGUGGUAGUUGGUGGUGUCUGGAUCCAGGCAGAUGGUGUCCCAGGCGUUGCUGUAAUAAACAUGACCACUAGGGUCAGUGUUGAAGUCAGCUUAGACACAUCAUUUGUCCCCUGGCCCCUCAUGCUACAUUCAUUCUGCUCAGAGCUGCUGGACUCAGAUGGAGCUGAGAUGGUGCUCAUCGGUGGUGGAGGAAAUUGCUUCUCUUUUGGCACCCACCUCAAUUCCCAGCCUGUUAUUAUAGACCUGAGUCCUGUGCUUCAAAACAUGGCACAUUUAGACCACCCAGUCAAGACACUUCUGGAAACAUAGAAUUCUACCACCUUCAGCUUGUGGCUAAACCUAGCUAUGAACACCGUCUUGGGCCAUAAUCAUGUGCAGUAAUUCAAACAUUGUAAAUAAUCAGACAGACUCUUCCAAGCUAUCACCAGCUAAACUUUAUUUCAUGUAGGACCUCAGUGUAAUUCACAACCAAAGAGGUAUAAUCAUGGGGCAAGGGGCAUCAGUGCAUCCUUGUUUGGUUAUUCAGUCAGGCGGCAUAAGGACUGCACGGUGGGACAGACUGCACCCCAGUCAACAGGCUUGCGAUAUUCACCCUUUUCCAGGAUGUACUGCCUGCCAUGGUAAUUGGGAUACUCAUAGAACACCCAGUAGCCAUUCAGGACCUUACAGGAGUGCACCUCUCUCAAGUGGUAGCGCUCCAGAAUGGAGGGGCAGUCCUCGGUGGCCUCAAAUGACUGACCUGCGAAGUCUGCCUUGUCAAAGACCUUCACCUUGUACUGUGUCCCAGUUGGCUGGAAUGGAAAUCGAGGGAUUAAAACGGAUAGAAGUGAUUGGGUUUGGGGAAGGAAAGGAAAGGUAAAUGUAAAUGGGAAGGUAGAGGACAGAAGGUGAUGAGAUAUUUUACUACAUAUUCUGGGAUAUUUUAUUUUAUGGUAGAUAAAAUUCAAACAUCAUGUGAGUCUAGAAUGAGUUGCUUGGGGGGGGGAGGG